AUGUGGUGGUCUCAGUCAAAACCACUGAUCACCACCGUCAACCUCCUCCUCCUAUCUCUCCACCUCCACCUCCUCCCCACCCCCACUCUCUCCCAAUGCCGCACCUCCUGCGGCCCCAUCCCCAUACACUACCCUUUCGCCCUCGAUGACGGCUGUGGCGCGCCCCAGUUCCGCCACAUGUUCAACUGCUCCACCGACCUCUUCUUCGCCACCCCAUCCGGAAACUACAAAGUCCAGUCCAUAAACUACGACAAGAAAACCAUGGUCGUCUACGACCCCGCCAUGUCCACCUGCUCCAUCCUCCAGCCCCACCACGACUUCCUCAUGACCCCAAUCCAGUCCGCCAUUAUCCCGCCGACCUCCGACACCGUCUUCGCCCUCCUCAACUGCUCCGUCGACUCCCCUGUCCUCAACCACUACAAGUACCUCUGCUUCAACUUCUCCGGCCACUCCUGUGACGAGCUCUACGACUCCUGCAACGCUUUUCGGAUUUUCCGUACCGGUUCCGGAUUGGCCACUCCUACCCCCAGUCCCGGAGGAUUUUUAAGCAACGGUACUACCCCCAGUCCCGGAGGAUUUUUAAGCAACGGUACUACCCCCAGUCCCGGAGGAUUUCUAACCAACGGUACUCCUCCUCCUCCUGCUACUACGACUACUUCUCCGCCGUGUUGUUUUACGGGGUACGAUUCGGUGAAGUUCAUGAGCAUGAAUAUAUUGGACUGCACGCAUUAUACUAGCGUGACGAAUACGGACGGAUUGAAAGGGUUAGGACCGCCGGAUUGGGUUUACGGGAUUAAGCUGAGCUUCGCGGUGCCGGAUACCGGGUGUGAGAGGUGUGCGCAGUCCGGUGGGACUUGUGGGUUUGAUACCGAGACUGAAGGGUCUCUCUGCCUCUGCUCAACUUCCUCUAAUUUCACUAGACAAUGUGGUGCAGGCAGUUUUUCAGCGGUAGGACGGGACUGUUCUCCCAAUAUACUAUUCCAAGCAUUCUUUGUGAUUUUGGGGGCGUUGUUAGUCAUUUUUGCAUGAGUUUAGGAUGCUGAAUUUGUGAUGGUGUUAGUGUUAAUCUUUUGCUUAAUUAUCUUUGAGAUAUGUGAACAUUUCCUCUUCUUAUCUAUCUUCAUUUGCAUGCA
This is a messenger RNA of Pyrus x bretschneideri (Chinese white pear), 1133 nucleotides long. RefSeq lists its product as uncharacterized. NCBI's taxonomy places the organism in Eukaryota, Viridiplantae, Streptophyta, Magnoliopsida, Rosales, Rosaceae. Bases 1 to 1029 code for a protein of 342 amino acids. The transcript is spliced from 2 exons. Gene Ontology annotation, molecular function: polysaccharide binding. The record is from RefSeq and is a predicted model, not a curated record.